AUGGCAGCUGAAACAACAAAUUCCACAGAUGCAGAUGCAGAUGCAGUGGCAGUGACAGUGACAGUGCCAGAAGAAAAAAGCAAGGCAAAGGAAGAUAGCCAGGCGAUGAAAGAUAAAGGAGUUCAAAUCAAACAUGUUAUAUUACCAUUAACCACUCUUUCUUUUCUUCUCUCUCUUCCUAUUCUUUUCUCGGUCAUAUGGCUGCUAUACAUGCGACAAUGCGAUUGUGAACAACUCUUAAAGCUGCCCAAACUACAGGUUGGGAUUGUAAUUGGCUUGAUCUUUAUUUUCCUUGUUAGUAAUAUUGUAGUCUACUUGCGAGCUCGGUUCCCAAUGCCCGGACUGCUCUUGGUUAUGGUGCCACUCAUCAUGAUGCUCACCGUCGGACUUGCCCUUGCCGGAGCUUACAAGUCAGAGAGCCGGACCAUACCGGGCUCACCCUCGUGGCUACAAAUGAUUGUUCAUGAUAAAAACUACUGGAACAAUAUCAAAUCUUGCAUAUAUGAUACCAGAACAUGCAAUGAGUUGGUGUCCAGAUCCUACAUGCUCAAGUCCUAUGACUUCAGUACCACUAAAUUGUCCCCCAUAGAGUCGGGAUGUUGCAAGCCACCAACAAAUUGUGGAAUGGAGUACGUGAACGCGACUUACUGGCGGAAGGAAGAUGGUGCAGCAGAUAGCUCAAACCCAUACGACAGUGACUGCGAUUUGUGGGAGAACAACAACACCAUUUUAUGCUACAACUGCCAUGCUUGUAAACAAGGAUUUCUCACAACAUUACAGGGAAAAUGGGGGAAACUUGGGGUCUUCCUUUUUGUCAUGUCAUUGCUUCUCGUUAUCUCCCAUUUGUUGCUCUUUGUUGCCACAAUGUGGGAGCGUUAUGGAGGAUAG
Molecule: messenger RNA, 888 nt
Organism: Cornus florida
Lineage: Eukaryota; Viridiplantae; Streptophyta; Magnoliopsida; Cornales; Cornaceae
Product: tetraspanin-15
Exons: 2
Coding region: 1-888 (295 amino acids)
Biological process (GO): auxin-activated signaling pathway
Cellular component (GO): plasmodesma; plasma membrane
Source: RefSeq, a predicted model, not a curated record